GUUCAAUUUAACUUGUUAUUGCCAAAUAAAUUGCUGAACAUCAAAAAUGGCGGAUUUUCGGUUGGCGAGGUCCAUCAGGCGAAAAAACAAAUCCUAUUUUCUCAGGGACAACGACUUAAUGCGUGGUUACUUUUUUGCAACGACUGCGAAGUUGAAGCGAAAGCUUACUCAGCCAAAAUGGUUCUCGUCGGAAUUUCCAUUACCUGUAAGGAGAAACAAAAUGUCUGCAGCUACGUCCAACGAUGGAAGGGAGACAAUCGAAGAGGCAUGGCAACUUGUACAAGAGGCAAAGAAUAAAGUCAUCUUUGAUCCAAACCACCGUGACGCAGUCCUUGUUGUGGGCAAUACAGGUACUGGCAAGAGUACGCUGGUUCAAUUCAUUGCUGGUGACAUGUCAAAGAUGUGGGCCGUGGAGUAUCCUGAAUAUUCCGGAAAUAUAAUCAUUCAAGAUGAAGACGGGAAAAUCAGCAGGCCUGGAGAAGAGUCUACAUCGAAGACGCUCUAUCCUGAACUGGUGGUGAGCACGAAAAAGGAUAUCGCAUUCUAUGACUGUCCCGGAUUCAAAGACUCCAGAGGAACUGCCGUCGAUUUGGCUGGUGCCUACAUGACCAAGAUGGUCUUCGAAAACUUAGAAAAUAUCAAAGUUCACAUUACCGUCGAGUGGGAGACAGCAAUUGGACAGAAUGGACGUGGAAUCCCAUUUAUUGAAGCAAUUGAGCGCGUUGGAGAAUUCAUUCGUGAUGCAGAAAAGUUCAAAGACGGACUUUCAAUGGUAGCCACUAAAGUUCCGAAAGUGACGCGAAAAGAUGAUUCGGGAAAUAUCCAAGUUGUACCGGACGAGAUGCUAAUUAAAUCUGUCGGUGAUUUUAUUGUCAAGAACAUGAUUCCUGACGUUAAGAAGAAAAUCGAAGCCGAAAAGAAUGGAAAGAGGAAGAAAAUUCUGGAGAAUGCGCUCGUCAUUUUCACGGCUCUGAGCAAACCCACAAACGGUAAGUACAGUCGCAUUUCACUGUUCCGCAAACCUGAAGAAUCGGGCCAUCUGGACCAGUCGCCGUUGAUGCAGAAAAGCCAUGACGGUAUCGUGAACGCAAUAAAAACGGAAACUAGUUUCAUGGCGGUUUCAACGGACGACUUUGGCAUGAGCAUCGCCGACAAGACAAAACUGGAGAUGAGGGACAUUUCGGACGAACUUAACAAUAACAUUUUAAUCAAAAUGAAAGAAAUUGGCGAGUUGAUAAACGCCGAUGUCGAUAAACGUGUGCGUAAGUCCGUAGAUUGGGUGGAUUUGAUUGCUUCCCUAACUGAGAUUCUAGAAGUUGUCACCGAUAAUUCAGAAAGACUGAAAAAACUGGACAAAUUCAUAACCGACUUUGUCGAUUCCAUGCAGUCCGAUCUUGCAGCUGUUGACAUUGCAAUCUCUGCAGCCAAGUUUCAGGCUGUGGAAGACGACAUCUCCUAUCUUGACUUUGUAGAAGCCAUGCUAGAAGAAGACGUGGGCACAGUUCCAUAUACAGCUCUUGAUGAUUCAGUUACUCUAAUCACCAACUAUGUGGCUUGGUACAAAAUACUGUACACAUUUUUGGAAGCUCUGAGCGCCGACUACAUCCAAGAAGACACAACCAUGUACAAUGUAGCCAACUUGGACGACUGGGGUCAGAGUGGUAAACCUCAAGGGCUUCGCGUUUCGACACAAACGUUUGAAAGGUUUGCGAAACUACUUAAAAUUGAAACCACUGCGAUCAGUGGGCUCAAACUGAACGAGGAGAGAAUGAAUGAACUCAAUUCCGUUGUAAAGCUCACGCUGGCUACUACCGCAAAUAUCGUGGUUGAGUCUGAUGGAACUCUUCUAGCUCAAGGUCCCUUCGUCCGACUGUCGAAGGUGUUAGAAGAGUACAAGAAGAAUGAACGAAACGUCAAGGCUUUUAACGUUAAUGCGUCUUGUGCUGUUUACAUCGAUACGCCCGACUUUACAGCUCCAGGAUGUCAUAUGGCUAUCGCCGCUCCCCAAUCGCAUAUUGUGGGAGCCCCGUCAAUACAUCUGGAUGGGAAAGAUGGGAAAAGUGAAUUGAGUCCAGCAGAACCUGGAAAAGGUGAAACACCUGGCGAGAACGGCGUUCCUGGUGGUGCGGGUGAGCCUGCUGGACAUUUUAUUGGUGUUGCCCACGAAGUUCACAAUGCGAAGUACCUUACAAUUUCGGCAAUUGGCGGUAACGGUGGGAAAGGUCAGGAUGGUGGAAAAGGUGGAAAAGGAUCUAAAGGAUAUGACGCUAGAAAGCCAACAGACAAAUGGCAAAAUAGGCCGGACGGUAAGGAAGGUGUAGAUUGGAAGCAGGUAGACAAGAAGAAAACGAUGGGACCUGGAUAUGUCAUAUGGGAAACGUUUUAUGACAUCUUUAACUCAAAAGCAGCAACCAACGGAAUGCGUGGAGGUGAUGGAGGCAUUGGUGGACUGGGUGGGAUGGGCGGAAGCGUUAUUUUAUCCAUUUUUGAGGGCAAUAAUAGUUCUGCCACCGUCCGAGAUUCUGACGGUGAUAUUGGACCUAAUGGAGCUGGUGGUAAGGGCGGUGCUGGAGAAAAACACGGAAACAAUUUGAAUGCUAAACAUUCUUCUAGUCUAAAUGUUGAGACAUCGGAUAGCGACUGGACAAUUAUUAAAUGGUACGACGAAGGUUACUCCAACCCUGGAUCCGAAGGUAGAACUGGUGGAAAUGACAAACCUGAUCGGAAACUCAAACCUCAGCUACCAGUAUCUGAAAUGGCUAAAUUUCUAAUCGACUUCAAAGGAUACAUUCUUGGAAUGGCUGCCAAGACGCCGUUGCUACGGCAUUUCCUUGAGCAGUUUCUCCGAGAGAUGAAUGAAAGGAGCGACGCGCGGCUACUACGACGUUCCUUGGAACAAGACUUUUUCGUAUGUAUGAAAGAAACGAGUGACCUAAACCAAUUGUACGACACUUCAGCCCUUCUGUACGAAAUGAACACUUUAGAGUCCCUAUUCUACGGCAUCCACAAUCGCAUUAACAUGGCUCCCUACUACCAAGCAUUGUUGAACCGUGUUCGAAAAUACGCCGAUGAACAUAAGAAUGAAACGAAACGAGUUGAAAAGCUCGCCCUCGGCACCAUUUAUUCCUCCUGUCUCAGUAAACUGUGCUCGCUUCAGCUAGAGUACAAGGCGCAAACUUUCAUAAUUGACUUAGCCCCGUACAUUGAUAUCACACUAAGGCGAGUCAACGAAAUCAAGGAAAUGGACCGGAGAGUGGCUAUCAAAGAUUUCCAAAAGUCUUACAAUCAGGCGAUAACACUCAAGGUGAAUGAGGCUAACGAAUUGAUUGCAUCGAAAGUAAAUCCCGGAAUCGAUAAAUCCAUGAGAGGAAUGGACGACGCUCUGGAAACUUUGGUCAACGAAACAUUGAAGAAACUGGAAGAAGUAGAGGCGACUGUUGAGGAACUCAAGGCGCUUCGGGCUCAAAUGGAGAUGAAUGUUUUCAUUCACGGAUUCCUCAACCUGUUGAAUCUUGGUGGCAUCAUUGCUAGUUUUUGCGGUCCGAUUGGAGCCGCCGUUGGUACUGUGGUUACGGCAGGAACAACAAUUGUCGACUCUUUAGUGGUCGACCCAGAUAUGCCAGCUGGUUCGGCUAUUUUACUGCCUGAAGGAUUAGAAACAUCGAUUAAUGGACUUGGCAAUCUGGUCGUUAGCAUUCGUGACAGAAAAAUUGAAGAGCUGGAUGCUCAACUGACUUCGACCGAGAAGGAAAUUGCGGUAAAUAGUGCAACUGAAAAAGAGAACUUGAAGGAUUUGGAUGUCAAAGUGCAGGAACUGCAGAAGAAAUUGGAUGUUGAGAAAGUUAACAGUGCUCUUGAAGACAAUGAACAGAACAUUGCCGCCCAGACUGAACGAAUCGAUGCGAUUCAGAUAGACCUCAAAGACACGAUCGACAAGAAGGAGACCAAGCUCGAAGAAGAGAUUGCUGCUGGCAAGACGGAUAAAAAGAAUGUGCUUGACAUCGUGAAGAAAAUUAAAAAUGGGGUGAAGCUAGUUUCGGCCUCGUUUGAAACGUUUGACAAAUUCAAGGAUGACCAGAAAAAGUUGGACGCCAUAUCGGAAGCUCUGCGGGAGGCUGACGAGGCUAUUAUGGCUCUGCAUGAUUACGAACGAAUCAUUUACACCACUCUCUUCCCGAUGGUUAGAAACAUGAGAGAUGACAUGCACGAAGUUAUGAAUUCCCUAUCGGGCAAAUCUCAGGUGGCCCUAGAUGUGACUAAAUGGGAGGUUCAGUCGACUCUGAAUGGAAUCAAAACCACGCUCGAAAUGGCCAUGGAAGGAUUCGACGCACAAUCUGAACUGACAAGUUGCUUUGACCAACUCUCCGAGGCGCUAUCGCUUCUCAUCCACAUCUACGAUCGGCUCGAAAAUUACCAUGACCAGCAGGCGCUGGGCGACUACAUCGCUAAUAUUGGCGCCGCGGGAGACUACGAAGAUCUGCUGCGUGGGACCAGCUAUGAGCAAGGUGUGCGACAGCUCGACAUGACCAUUCAAUCGAAUCUGGUUCUUCUCGAGUACGAGAAUUCAAUGAAUGCUUUCAAGCAAUGGGUGUUCCCAUUCGCUCGAUCUUACUUAGAGGCGAGCACAUUGCCGGAAUCACUGAAACCAGUUCAAGAUGAGGACAGUCUGAGGGAAAUGGUUGUCGUUGCCAGUAAACAAUUGAAGCAAAUCAAGGACCACAUCACGCAAUACUGGGCGACGAUUCCAGCCAACGAAAAGUUUUUCUUCACUGCCAAAUUCUAUUCGAACGAGAAAUUGGGCGGGCCUUUCUAUAUAUGGACGAAGGAGCACCAUAAGAAGGAAAUCGAGGCCCUGUUUAAAGGAGACGAGAUUACUCUGUUAGCGGAUGUGCGAAAGAGUGAACCAUUUGUGACAAGCAGAAGAGCAAUCAAGUUUGCACUCAUCUACUUAAGAUUUCUGCUGGACAGCAGUGAUGAGGCGCGCAAGGCAAAGUUCGAAGACGUUCUGGAGUACUUCGUGGUCAAUAUGGUUUACACUGGCGUCAACUACUACGAAUUCCAAGAUCAGAUUUACGUUAUCAAUGGUGUGCCCAUUACGCUCAGCUAUGGAAUCAAACGGGACAGCAAAGGAGAACCGGAAAUUAUCUCUACCAGCAGGGAUAAGCUGCUCAAUGGAGAUUUAUUGUUGAGUCCGUUCGGCCUCUGGACAGUAAAGCUAACCGCGGAUAGAAAGGAGGCCUUCCAGCUAAUUAAAGAGUUUGUGGGCGAUGUGUCGCUCGAAUUGGCAGGAAAAGGGAAAUACAUUUACGAUCCAAAGGAUGAGUUGGCAGCGCUUGACCUUCGCCCUCAAGAUUACUACCAAGUAGAUGGAGGACUCAAGGACUGGCGUAGAUUCAGUGCGACGACCUAAUUAGAAAAGUAUGCAGCUACCUAUUCGCAGUCACAUUAUAAUUGAAAAUCGUUUAGAAUUUAUAAUUAGCUUUUCCUAGUUUUCAGUAAUAGCUCCAUUUAUUCCAUUUCCAUUUAUUCGAUGAAUCACAGAAGUGCAUCAUAUCUCGAUAGUCGGCAGCAACACAUUCAUUUUAAUUUUCGAACUUAUUUUAAUUAAUUUUUUAAUGAAAUAUAACCGUACAUUACAA
Molecule: messenger RNA, 5639 nt
Organism: Bradysia coprophila
Lineage: Eukaryota; Metazoa; Arthropoda; Insecta; Diptera; Sciaridae
Source: RefSeq, a predicted model, not a curated record